Parathielavia appendiculata is the source of this 7791-nucleotide messenger RNA. RefSeq lists its product as uncharacterized. The record is from RefSeq and is a predicted model, not a curated record. Gene Ontology annotation, molecular function: protein binding; phosphorelay sensor kinase activity; ATP binding. Gene Ontology annotation, biological process: protein autophosphorylation; phosphorelay signal transduction system. The transcript is spliced from 2 exons. Gene Ontology annotation, cellular component: plasma membrane. Bases 382 to 7791 code for a protein of 2469 amino acids. Lineage: Eukaryota; Fungi; Ascomycota; Sordariomycetes; Sordariales; Chaetomiaceae.
GGUCCUUCGCAUCACAACCAUCACAACCAUCACCACCGCAAAGCAACGCUAGUACCGCGCCGACAAGCCCCCUUUUCUUUUCUGUAAAAACUCACGAGACACAUUUUGACCGCCUUCGAGAAUAUCCGUGAUCACGGCCGCUUGCGAAAUCAGAGAACCCUCUGGCGGGUCCCGCUCUGGAGUGCAGCUAUUUGCCCUCUGCCCACGGCCCCCGCUUGCCGAUUCUCCGUUUUGCUCCCACCCAUUGCGGGCAGUGGUCAGGAGCAGCAGUAGCAUCAACUACAGCAGCAUAACAUGACCGUUUCACCUCACUUGAUUUCUGUCCGGCCAGCCUACCACACUUGAGUCCUGCGGAUACCGCCCGAGGUAUUGCUCGCGAUCAUGGACUCGGCUGCCGCCGCCGCCACCGCCGGGCCUGCUAGCCGGCCUCACGACGACCAGCUGCUCGAGUCGCCCGCCCGCAUCCUCGAACGACUGCACCAGAUCGCCGGCUACACCUGGGACGACUCACGGCGCCCCUACCACUCGACCUACGACAACUGGCACGUCUUCGGAACGAGGUUUGUCUCGCCCCAUUCGACCCGUCCACCCGCCGCAAGUGCGGGCAUCGCUUCGCCCACUCCCCAUCACCGUGGGAGCCCCCCUCCGGCCAGCUGCGCAUCCUCUGCAGAUCACUGCUCGAAUGUAUCAUCAGGAUCAGAGCCGCUCUCCGACCGCUCGGCCGGUUCCCUUCCGCCGACCACCUCCACCGCCAUGACGGGUACUACGUUCAUCGAACAGCGCGUGGUCGCCAAGGUAUCGUAUCACGUUUUGCGCGAGGAGAGGGCCUUCUACAUAUCAAAAAGCUUGGUCUCUAGUGUCGACCCCAAAGGAGAGCGUAUCGUCAAGCCGCUGGAUGUCGUGCGGUUGCCGCCAGCGCCCGGCGACCGAGGCCCCCUGAUUGUGGCCAUCUACAAGGACCCGGGCCCGAAUAGUCUGUUUAGGCUCCUCGACUUUGGGCCCGCAUUUUACUUUGCAAAAAAGGAACACGACCGGUGGGAGGCCUGCCACAAUGACCACCCAACCUUGGAACCGCCGAUCAGCCUGCAAAAUUUCCUCGACUUCGCCAUUGGCGCAGCCCAGUGCUUGGAGAUCGUCCAUCACGGACAGGGCAUUGUGCACGGUGAAAUCCGAGGCGACGCCUUCCAUUACAACAUUGAGACGAACCAAGUCAAGCUGGUUUCGUUCGGAUCGGGACUCCGAUCUUUUGAACACGGGCUGACGAGUACCGGCUGGUCAGCUCUCUCCAAAGCACUGGGUGCCAAACACAAGCUGCAGUUCAUCAGCCCCGAGCAGACGGGACGAAUGCCUGCCGAGCCAGACACCCGCACCGAUAUCUACUCGCUUGGCAUCCUGUUCUGGAUCCUUUUGACGCAACAACCCGUGUUCCCGGGAGAAACGCCGCUGGACGUCGUUCAGGCUGUGCUUGGCCGGAGGAUAUCCAACGUUACCGCGAUACGCAUGGAUGUUCCCGAGGUCAUUGGAAGGAUCAUUCAAAAAUGCACAGCAAAAAAUGUCAACGAUAGGUAUUAUUCGGCCGGUGGUUUGCGCUACGAUUUGGUUGCCGUCCAAAAAAUGCUUGGCGCCGGCGAUUCGGCAGCCCUGCGAGACUGGCCGAUAGGUACCAGAGACGUCUCGUCCUCAUUCAGGUUGACAACGGAGUUGGUAGGCCGAGACGCAGAGCGGAAUGAGCUCAUCAAGCUCAUCGAAAAGGCCGCAAGAAGUCAUUGUGUGACUCAAACCAGCGCCAUGCACCGGCAUUCCGAUGGAUCCAGCUUCGGUACUGACGCCAACGAUGUCGGAGACACCUCUAGCGACGGCGGGUAUUCGGCGGGCGGUGUGAACCGUCAGAACGGCUCAGUCCCAAAAGCAGAUUCCCGAGAGAAGACGGAACUGCAACCCUCACCCCCAGCCACCGGAGCUGACUCGGCGAGAACUUCUGUCUCAACCAGUUCUUCCGGUGUCUCGGCUUUGUCGGGCGGCCCUCGCCCCCUCCGUCCAUGGGACAUGAACGCGAUUUUUGAUGGCGGCCACACCCCCGAUCAAACGUCUGAGCCUUCACGACAUGGCCCCACUGUGACAACAGAUUCAACGUCUGCCAGCUUGUCUCGGCAGCUCGGCACAGCCAAGUUUAGGAGACAGGGUUAUUGCGAUAUCGUCUUGGUCGAGGGAGCCGGCGGCCUCGGCAAGAGCUGCCUGGUCCAGUCCGUUCUCGGAGAUGCCCGCCGAAGGGGCUAUUGUGCGACUGCCAAGUUUGACCGGGCAAGGAGAACACCAUUCGGGCCGCUAUUAAAGCUUCUCUCCUCCCUCUUCCGCCAAGCGCAGGGUGAGAGGAACACGGAAACGCCGUUUCACCAAUCCCUCAGACAUUACGUCCGACCGAUGUGGCCGAUGCUGCACAAGGCUCUAGGCCUCCCAGACUUUCUCCUCCCGCCGCCGGCAGAAGCACAGCCCGUACGCUCCUCUUCCGGUUCCCAGGCGCCUAGCCCUGAACUCAAGAGACAUGGCUCCUCCCCGGAGUUGUCGCCUAGCCGCUCCGCCCUGCGGGCGGCGUCAUCCGGCAAGUCGUCGUCGCGGAAUUCGCGGGACUUCCUCCGUGCCGGUGCUUCCACAAAGACUAACCGGCUGAUGAACACCUUCCUCGACGUACUGAGGGUCUUCACUCAGCACAAGUUCAUAUGCUUUUGCCUGGAUGAUCUGCAAUAUGCCGACGAUGAAUCCCUGGAGCUCAUCGCCCAGAUCGUCGGCACCAGGCUAAAGCUGAUGCUCAUCAUCACAUACCGCCCAGAAGAGAUGUCCUUCGAGACUGUGCGCGACAUCUUGAGCCCGGCCAAAUCUGACGACUCUUCUAGAACCGGUGGUCCCAUCAUGACCAGGAUUACGCUGAUGCCGCUUGGGGAGGAAGACAUUGUCCGCUAUGUCUCGGCUACCCUAUCACUGCCCAAGGAGAAGGUGCUGCCGCUGGCCCUGGUCAUCCAGUCCAAGACGGCUGGGAAUCCUUUUUAUAUGCGAGAAAUGCUCAGCGCAGGUCACCGAAAGAAGUGCAUAUGGUACGACUACAUCGCCGGCCAUUGGACGUACGAUCUGGACAAGCUUUUUGAUCAGUUCAAGGGAGAGGAGGAUUACGAUGUGCUUGACACAGGCUUCAUCACACGCCGCCUGAGCGAGCUGCCGGCGGCUUCCAGGUCCAUCCUUGCGUGGGCGGCCCUCCUGGGGCACACAUUUUCGUUCGAGUUGAUCUGCAAGCUGAUGGACGCGCAACGGUUUGCCGACGAUUGCCCGGAAUUUCCGGGCGAGCCGUUGAUCACCUCAUCCUCGCAGGAGGAUGUCGUGUCCGGUCUCGAGGCCGCCAUCCAAGCCUUCAUCAUCGUCCCUAGCGACCGGGACGACCACUUCCGCUUCGCCCACGACCGCUACAUCCAAGCCGCCUCGGCACUGAGAGAGUGCAAUGCCCGGCAGAUGCAUUUUGUCAUAGCCCAGGUUCUCCUCAAGCACUACUCGGAUAAUCCGGCGCUGAAAGACAAUGCUGCUUCCCACAUCUGCGAAUCUGUCGACAUAAUCAGAAAGCGAGUCCGCGUUCGACGGUCCUUCCGCAAGGUGCUCUUUGAGCGCGCCCAAGAGGCCACCGAAAGCGGCGCACGUCCCACCGCGUCCAAGUACUACAGUAACGCUGUGGCACUACUACAGCCGAAUCCCUGGGACGAGAAUGCUGAAGAUGUGUCGUAUGAUGAGACCCUCCAGCUGUAUCUUCAAGCAGCCGAGUGCUACUUGUUUAUGGGUCAUCACAACGCCGCAAAUCUGGUCCUGCAGACGAUCUUUGACCACGCGAAGACAACUCUCGACAAGGCGCCCGCGUGGGUGCUACAGUCGAGGAUCUUCGCGCACAGCGGCGACUCACAGCAGGCCCUGGACUCGCUAGAACAGUGUUUGAGAGCCCUCGACGUGGUUCUAGACGACAGCCCGACAAUGGAGAAGUGCGAUGAGCACUUUGCUCACUUGACCAAGAGGAUUGAGACAAUGGCGCGCGAGCAUGUGCUGGAACCCCCCUCGGCGACGGAUCCGAUGCUGUCAUCGGUCGGGGCGGUGCUGGCCGAGACAGCAAGCGCCGGAUGGUGGGCCGACUGCGCAAUCUUCUAUCAGCUGACCCUCCUCAUGGUGGAGACACACUUCACCCGAGGCGCGUACCCGCAGUCGGGCAUGGCCUUCCUGUACAUGUCCAUCAUCGCCCUGUCGCGGUUCAAUAACGGCAAGCUCGCGACCCAGUUGGCGAGCGUCUGCCUCGAGCUGUUGGAUAAGUGCCGCGAUACCUUCUACGUCGCUCGAGCUUACAUGAUCUAUGCCAACUUCAUCGGUCACGUUCAAGAUCCCAUAAGCGUUUCGGUGGGCCAGCUCGAGGGAAUGGUGGAUUACGCUGCCGCCGCAGGAGACAGGAUAUCGACCAUCCUCAGCUUUGGGCUCGCGGCGCAGCUCAAGUUCUUUGCCAGCGACAAUUGCGCCGAUCUGGAGGCCUUUUGCCAGUAUGGCUGUGAAGAGAUACCGAGCUGGCAUCUCGACACGCGAGGUGGCACGAUCCUCAUUGCUCUCAGACAAGUUUGCCGCGCACUCCAAGGCAAGACGCGCGUAUCGGAUGCCAUGGGGGUCAUGAGCGACGAACACCAUGACACUGUCACCUACAAGAAUUGGCUCACGACCAACACCAACAACGGCGGCCGGUCGCUGCUGAUCUACGAGACGAUGGAGAUCGUGCCCUUGUUCCUGUACGGGCACUACGAGCGGGCAAUUGAGAUCGGCAAGGUUUGUUGGGAACGCGCCGAUCUCCUGUGGUCAGCGCGCAACACGAGGCUAGCCAUGUUCUUCUACGGCUUGGCUUUAACUGGUGCUGUCCUGCGCCGCCAAGGGGACCCUCGCUCACCGGAUAUGCUCAAGAGCCAUGUGGAGGAAGCGGUUCGGGAGGUUGAGGCGGUCAACAGGAAGAUUAAGGACUGGCAGGUUGUCGGUAGCGUCAAUUACUUUGCGUGGUCGAAGCUGCUCGAUGCUUCAAUCUCGGAGAUGCUCGGCAAUCAUGGCACGGCCAUCCAGCAGUACGAGGAGGCUCUGGACCAUGCCUCGGAACACAGCUUUACCUUUGAGGAGGCGCUCGGAAACUACCUGAUGGCCAAUAUCUUCAUCAGGAACGCGGCGAGACGGUCUGCGCGUUCCGCCCUGCGCGAUGCCAUCGCCCUGUAUCGCCAGUUCGGCGCGACGGGCGUUGCGGACCGGAUUGAGAGCGACCACAGCAUCUUGCUCCAGCGGGCCAUGCGGAAUCCUCGCACUCUUGACCAGGGAGUCCAGACCGACUUCGCCGGCGAUGCCGCGGCCGCUCAGUAUCGAACUGGUGAGAGCGACGGCCCUGACGAAUCCCAGCAAGCUUCCCAGGCCGCCGUGGCUGCCCUGAGGGGAGAGCGCAUGACGGCUUGGCGGGGCUCGAUGCAACCAGAAGCCGGGGUCGGGUUGCCUGCGCUCGAUAUGAUCGACUUGCAUGCAAUCCUGGUGUCGUCACAGGUCAUUUCUUCGGUGCUGAGAAUUGACGAGCUCUUGAAGACAAUGUGCGACGUGAUCCUCCAGACCUGUAGCGGUUCGGCCACGCUAGCUGCCAUCGUCGUUCAGGACGAAGGUAGUUCAGACUGGUGCGUUGCUGCUAGCGGUGAUCCCGAGAAGGGUGCUGAAGCACAUAUGCCGGGCAUCCCGCUGAGCGUGACGGAUCUUGUGGCGGAGAACGUUGUGCUCUACUGCACCCGCUUCCGCGAGGUCAUCUUCCUCCAGGACCUACUCAGCGAUGAACGGUUCGGCAAUGUCAGCGAGAUUUGGCUGCGGAGAAACCCAGGCAGCAAGGCCAUUAUUGCCAUCCCUAUCUGCCACGGAAUGAAGCCGCUGUUGGGCGUCCUCUACCUCGAAGGCGCGCCCGGGUCCUUCACGGAUCGCAACGUCAGCGUCCUGCAGCUUUUGGUCAACCAGAUUGGCAUCAGCUUCUCCAACGCGCUCGCCAUGAAGGCGGUUGAGAAGGUGUCGGCUGAGAACAUUUCAAUGGUGGAGCUCCAGAAACGAGCGCUGGCCAAGGCGAUAGAGGCCGAGACCAAGGCAAAGAACGCCGAGGCGGAGGCGAUUCGCAACGUCAAGCUUGCCGAGGACGCGACCAAGGCCAAGUCGAUAUUCCUCGCUAAUGUGUCGCACGAGCUGCGGACACCGCUGAAUGGCGUGAUUGGCAAUUCCGAGCUGCUGCGAGACAGCAACCUCAACAAGGAGCAGCUCGAGAUGGCCGACUCGAUCCGAGUUUCCGCGGACUUGCUUCUGGCCGUCAUCAACGACAUUCUGGACUUUUCCCGGAUGGAGGCUGACAAGAUGAAGCUCUACAUCAUUGCCUUCAACCCCCAGGAGAUGGUGCGCGAGGUUGUCAGGGCUGUCUCAUAUAGCAACAGGGAGAAGGCGUCCAAGAAGAACGUCAAGAUCAUCCAGGACAUCAAGUUGCCUCCCAUGCUCAUCUACGGCGAUCCCAUUCGUCUGCACCAGGUCCUUGGCAAUCUUAUCGGGAACAGCCUUAAGUUCACUGAGGACGGGUCAAUUACCAUUGGCGCCCAGAUCGACUCCGAGACCGAAGACAAUGCGACGCUGACGUUCUGGGUCAAGGAUACGGGAAUCGGCAUCUCGCCGCAGCAGCUCGAGAACCUCUUUCAGCCGUUCAGCCAAGCGGACGCGAGCACAGCGCGGAAAUACGGCGGCAGUGGGCUGGGGUUGAGCAUCUGCAAGUCCCUGAUCGAGACCAUGAUGAAGGGCAAGAUCCGCCUCGAAAGCAAAGAGGGCGUCGGCACAACCGCCUGGUUCACCGUCACGUUCGAGAAGGCCAGGCCUGAAGUAGUCGCCGGUGACGAGCAGAUCGUGCCGCGCGGAGUCCUCCCAGAACCUGGCCGCUCCUACCCCGGCAGGCAACCCCUCCCAACCGUUGAGGAGCUCCCCUCCCCCUCUCACGCCCCGACCGCGGCCCCUCAUGCGCCCGCUUCGACGACCCCGGACCUCUCCAAGAUCCCCAAAGACCAACUCCGGAUCUGCAUCGCCGAGGACAACACGAUCAACGCGCGGAUCGCGGUGCAAUACAUGCACCGGCUGGGGUAUCCGAACGUGGACACGUAUGACAACGGGCUGAAGGCGGUUGAGGGCCUGCGCGAGAAGGCGAGGCGGGGCACGCCGUACCACAUCAUCCUCAUGGACGUGCAGAUGCCGGUGCUGGACGGGUACGAGGCGACCAAGCUGUUGCGGCACGACGAGCUCGAGUCGGUCAGGAAGGUGCUGGUGAUUGCCAUGACGGCGUCGGCAAUCCAGGGGGACAGGGAAAAGUGUCUAGCGGCGGGCAUGGAUGAUUACCUGGCCAAGCCCGUGCGGAGCGAGGUGUUGAAGAAGAAGUUGGAUGCGUAUUUGUCUGGCGCGGCCGGUGCCCAAUCGGCUGUCAUAGGAAGUGGGAGUGGUGGUGACAGUGGAGUGAAUGGUUUCUCGGCUCAGGGGGAGCAGGGCCAGGCUCAAGAAGCUCUCGCUGAGGCACCUGCUCUGGCUGAGGCUUCGGCUGAGGGCCAGGGUCAGGAGGACCUGCCAUUGGCGGCGCCCCAACCGGCGGGCGGGACGCCUGCGGCAGCGGGGCCGCGUACUGAGCAGAGAGAGGAGCCCCGGGUUGAGCAGCCGGAGCAUACGGGUUCGACGGAGGCCGUGCGAGGGGCGUUGAGGUAG